AUGGCAGAAACACACGACGAAACCCCAGUUUUCUCUGAGGAGGAUGACCACCGAGCAGUCUACAUCUUCAACCCAAGAGCAGGUCACCAUACCUCCCUGGCACAAGAGAAAACAGCUCGGCCAGUAAAAAAGCGGAGAGUCAGUAGUAAACGAGCUUGGUCUGCCUCUGCCGCCGAUCAUGCGGGAGCAGUACCACAUGCGGAGGAGGAGACGAAGACGACAACGACUGCCGCUGCUGCCUUCUCUCAACUGUUCGGGGGGAAGGAGAGUGUGGAAGCUGCGGGGUUGAGGAGACAGGUGUUCGAUACGGCGUGGCCGGUUCUGGAUGGACGAAUUAAGAACGUACUAAGAGAGGCGAACCGAACGACCCUGGAGGAUGUCAGCUCGUUUAUACGUGACGCUGAAGGUGAUGCAACAAGAGGAACCAGAAUCCCAGCCGGCUUCAUCAUCACCGGCCCCAACAUCGCCUCCCAAGACGUCCUUUUCGAACAACUUUCCGAGGCUCUCGGGAAAGCCACACAAGCCCGGUUUGUUCGUCUACGGGCGGCUGGGGCGCCGAACCUCAAGGCGGCGCUCAAGAAGGUAAUAAGAGACGCCACUGCGCAGGUGUCUCUUGACGGAGGGGAUAGGGAUGAAGACACCGAGGUCGCCUUAGGCCGGGAUGGCAGGAAGUAUCUCGACUAUGAUCUAGAGGGAUUACAAGCUUUUUUCGGCGCGCAGCAGGAUUCGUCACGGCGAGUUGUUGUGGCGUUUGAGGAUAGCGAGGCAUUUGAGAGCUCGUUGUUGACUGAUCUGCUUGGUCUUUUCCAUUCAUGGCAGGGGCGCAUCCAGUUCUCCGUACUCUUUGGCAUCGCUACCUCGGUGGAAUUGUUCCAGGCGCGACUCCUCAAGUCUACUGCCCGACAAUUGUUUGGUGCCAAGUUCGAUGUCGUCCAGGCAGAUUUGGUUCUUGAUAAUGUCUUCAAGAGCGCCAUUGCUGGGACGCAGGCGACACUUCGCCUGGGGCCUACGUUACUGAGGAGUUUGCUCGAUCGCCAGCGGGAUCAGGUUGCUGGUAUUCGGGUCUUCAUCAGCUCUAUCAAGUACGCCUACAUGUGUCACUUCUACGCGAAUCCUUUGAGUGUCCUGCUUGCGGAUGAAAAGUCCCUGACCCGUCAGCUUCUCCAACCUGAGCACAUUCAGGCUGUACGGACGCUUGAUUCUUUCAAGGCACACGUCGAGGCCGCGGUGGACGCCAGACAGCUCAAGCAUGCGCAGUUACUCGUCGAAGAUGAUGGCUACCUCGUUCGCCAGAUGGUUGAGCAGCGGCAGAAAAAGCAAGAUUACCUGAUGCAACUAUUGCGUUCUCUACACCUCCUGACAAGCAUGGAUCUCGUUCCUGGCCGUUUCACCGAUCUCUACGUGGCCGCUCUCGCAGGGGGGCUCGAUCUAACGCCCACCAUCGACGGCAUAAAACGAUUAGGAGCAGACGACGUCCCUGCCCUAAUCAACCGCCUACUAACAGCCAUCCGAACCGGCAGUCCCGACCUCGACCUGCCAGGCUGGGAGGACGAAGCCGAGGAGCUCAUCAGUUCCCUCUGCGAGAUCCGCGACGAGAUCGAGGCAUUAGCAGAGCAAGCCCAGGAAAAAGGCCAACAAGCCCUCAAGAGCAAAUUCACCGCCCAAAGCAAAGUCCUCCGCACAACCGUCAUCGCCCAAAAGGUCCAGCUCAGCCAGGACACGGCCAAACUGACGGACGAAGACAAGGCUUUCGGUAAGGCCAUCGACGCUCUUGUGGACUUACUCACCCACCAUAUCUACAGCGAUCCCGUCGACAGUCUAUUCUUGCACGAAGCAUGGGCGUACGACACCGAGGCUCCGUACCGGGACGUCUUUGUUCCGCGGCCGGGAACGACCUUUGAGCGAGCGUUGACAAGGCCGCAUGCGUACCUCGGGUGUGAGUGCUGCAGCAAAGCCAACGGGACGCUGUCGGCCACGCUGCCGACGACGUGUAUUCUAUAUCGAUUGUACCUCGAGACGGGGUCGUUGGUCAAUGUGGCGGAUCUAUGGUCUGCGUACUACGCGCUUGUGGGCGAGGACUCGGUGGAUGGUGGACUGGGCGAGAGAGAGGCGCUGGUGCAGUUCUAUCACGGCUUGGCGGAGUUGAGGCUGAUGGGCUUUGUCAAGAGCAGCAAGAAGAAAGCGGAUCAUGUUGCCAAGGUUAAGUGGUUGCUGUAAUCAG
Neurospora tetrasperma FGSC 2508 is the source of this 2221-nucleotide messenger RNA. RefSeq lists its product as uncharacterized. Gene Ontology annotation, molecular function: DNA replication origin binding. The transcript has 6 exons. Gene Ontology annotation, cellular component: DNA replication preinitiation complex; nuclear origin of replication recognition complex; nuclear pre-replicative complex. Bases 1 to 2217 code for a protein of 738 amino acids. The record is from RefSeq and is a predicted model, not a curated record. Gene Ontology annotation, biological process: DNA replication initiation; DNA replication. Lineage: Eukaryota; Fungi; Ascomycota; Sordariomycetes; Sordariales; Sordariaceae.